Seriola dumerili (greater amberjack) is the source of this 5140-nucleotide messenger RNA. It is a transcript of the gene sort1b, whose product is annotated as sortilin-like. The coding region runs from base 319 to 2796 and encodes 825 amino acids. The record is from RefSeq and is a predicted model, not a curated record. Lineage: Eukaryota; Metazoa; Chordata; Actinopteri; Carangiformes; Carangidae. Gene Ontology annotation, cellular component: Golgi apparatus; membrane. The transcript has 20 exons. Gene Ontology annotation, biological process: Golgi to endosome transport; vesicle organization; endocytosis. Gene Ontology annotation, molecular function: protein binding.
UGUACAAUGUUGGCUGAGGAGUUGCAGCGCGAAUAAUUGGUGUUAAACACCCUCCUUCAUUUUCUUUAUUGCGAUUAUUUCUCUGUUUUCACAUAUUUUCCCUCCUGGCGCGGAAGGAGUCGGAGCCUUGCCGGAGCUCCGUGUUUUCAAAGCGUGAAAUAGUCGGUGUCAGGAGGACUACUGUUUUGUUGAUGUCAUCGGCGGCAGAGCUGUAGCGACCUUCAAUUUCCAAGCAAGCCCGGGAUAAAUAAAGACUCGGUGUGGGGUGUUUUCGUCCUCUUUGUUUUGUUUUCUUUGCCGGUGACACGAGCAACGACGAUGGGACUCUUGCUGCACUGUGCUCUGCUGUUAUCUCUUUCUACUUUCGCAGCCGGUUUAGAUUUUCAGCCGGGAUCCCACACCUCCGGACAGUCGGUUUUUGUGAAGCGUUCAAACACCGGAGAGGAGAAAGCUGCGAAAAUCGUAAAGAGGUCUCUGCCCGCAUGGCUCAUUCCAUCACCAAAUCACAAGAUUAAACGGAGGAGCACCGACCAGGGCGACUCCUGCCAAGCUCUUCAAGAAUAUGGCACCAAGUUAGCAGACAACACCCACCGUUACACCUUCAAUGACCUGAGUGGUUCAGUGUCGCUGGCCUGGGUUGGAGAUGGCACGGGGGUCAUCCUGGCUUUGACCACUUUUCAGGUGCCCUUCUUCAUGAUAAGACUUGGGCAGUCCAAACUUUAUCGAAGUGAGAAUUAUGGGAAGUCAUUCCAGGAUGUCACCAACCUCAUCAACAACACCUUCAUCAGAUCAGAGUUUGGCAUUGCUAUCGGCCCCGAGAACUCUGGGAAAGUGAUCCUGACAGGUGACGUGUCCGGAGGUCACGGGUCUCGGAUCUUUGUCUCUGAUGACUUUGGGAAAAGUUUCACCCACAGGGACCUGCCCUUCAUCCCCCUGAUGCAGAUCACAUACAACCCUGAUAACUCCAAAGUGCUGCUGGUCCUCAGCAACAACAAUGAAAUGUGGCUGUCUGAAGAUUUUGGCAGCAACUGGAAAAAGGUGCAUGACAUGGUGUGUCUGGUGAAAUGGGGAAGGAAGAAUACCAUCUUCUUUACAGCCAGCCUCAACGGAUCCUGCAGUGAUCGGGGAAUGCUGGAGCUGAGGAGGACGACAGACUAUGGUAAAACCAUCAAGACUGUGGCCACUAAGAUCUACUCUUUUGGCCUGGGUGGACGCUUCCUCUUUGCCUCUGUAAUGACGGGCAAGGGGACUCUGAGGAUGAUCCACGUGUCAGUGGACCAGGGUGAGACGUGGAACAUGGCCCAGCUGCCCCCUGUUGGCCACGAGCAGUUCUACUCCAUCCUGGCAGCGAACGAUGAAAUGGUCUUCAUGCAUGUUGACGAGCCGGGAGAUACAGGCUUUGGUACCAUUUAUGUAUCAGAUGACCGGGGCACCGUGUACUCUAAGUCACUGGAGCGGCACCUUUAUACCACCACGGGUGGUGAUACAGACUUCACCAACGUCACCUCCCUGCGUGGAGUUUUCAUCACCAGUGUCCUGGCUGAAGGUGACUCUGUGCAGUCUGUGGUGUCUUUUGAUCAGGGAGGAGAAUGGGUUCCCUUGAGGAAACCUGCCAACAGCAAGUGUGAUGCUACUGCCAAGGACCCAGAGAAGUGCAGUCUCCACAUCCACGCAGCGUACAGCACUGCCAUGAGGCUGAAUGUCCCCAUGCUGCCUCUGAGUGAGCCAAAUGCUGUGGGCCUCAUCUUAGCUCAUGGGAGUGUUGGUGAUGCCAUCUCAGUGAUGAGGCCGGAUGUGUAUGUGUCUGAUGAUGGAGGGUACACCUGGAUAAAGGCCCUCGAUGGACCUCAUCACUACGCCAUCCUGGACUCUGGAGGACUGCUGGUGGCUGUGGAGCACAGCCCCAAUCAACCUGUCAACCAGAUCAAGUUUUCCACCGAUGAAGGACAGUGCUGGGGCGUGUACAACUUCACCGACGACCCCAUCUACUUUACUGGGCUGGCAUCAGAGCCGGGAGCUCGCUCUAUGAACGUCAGUGUCUGGGGCUACAGAGACUCCCUCCUCAGCCAGUACUGGAUCUCCAUCACCAUUGACUUCAGGGAUCUACUCACCAGAGACUGUGACGACAAUGACUAUGUGCAGUGGUUGGCACACUCGGAUGACAUCAGCGACCCCAACGAUGGCUGCAUGCUUGGCUACAAAGAGAAGUUCCUGCGUCUCAGAAAGGACUCUGUUUGCUGGAACGGACGAGAUUACCAGGUCAACACCCAGCCGACCCCGUGUCCGUGCACCCUGGAUGACUUCCUGUGUGACUUCGGAUACUACCGUCAGGAGAACAGCUCGGUGUGUGUGGAGCAGCCGGACCUGAAAGGAAAAGUGCUGGAGUUCUGUCUGCACGGCAAAGAGGAGCAACUGCAGACUAGUGGCUACAGGAAAAUCCCCGGAGAUAAGUGUGAGGGAGGAGAGAUGCCUGAGCGUAAAGAGAUUGACCUCAGUAAGAGGUGUGUGAGCGACCUGGUGGGCCCAGAACUUCUGAUAGACAGUCACUCCUCCAAGUCUGUGCCCGUUGUGAUAACAGUCAUCAUCAUCAUCAUGCUGCUGAGCGUCGCAGCAGGAGUCGUCUUUGUCAAGAAAUAUGUGUGUGGCGGCAGGUUCUUGGUUCACAGGUACUCCGUGCUGCAGCAGCACGUUGAGGACAAUGCUGCCGAGGGGAUAGACGAACCGCUCGAGACCAACCACACUCAAAACGGCAAGAUAGAGUUUCACGACGACUCAGAUGAGGACCUGCUUGAAUAGCAGGCACAACCUGUCAUGCAACUAAGCAACGGGUUUCCAGUCCUGCCCGUGGACGGCCGCUGUUCCUGUCACUCUUUUGUCUCCAGCUACUUCUUCCUUUCACCUUCUAGUAUGAACUUUGGCCUCAGCUACCAGACGAAGAGUCUGUGUCACUCUGCUGUCAUCUGUGAAGUAUAAUGAAUGUACGGAGGCGUCCUGGGACUAAUGCACAGUUGAGGAGAACUAAGGAGGUCUUGUAGUGUUGUGCUUCAGUUAUUGAUUCUAUUGAUUGAGUUUGAAUCUUCAAGUUAAACGAAGAACUGAUGCAGUAAUUUGAACUGCUUACAGAGCCAGAGUAAUGGGUUUUGAAGAAAAGCGAUUUGUAUAAAUUCACCACCAUUGCAUUACGGGUCCUGCCUCUCCCGUCACCUGGGAGUGCUCCUGGAAAUACUUUUCACUUCUGUUGAAGCUCUGUGUCCUUUUUCUCAUGCACUUGUACAUAAACCUGUUUUUUUCUUCUUCUUUUUUUUUUUUUGUUGCCAUUUUUGACGUGGUAUCAGUUUGGAAGGUGUUAAAAAGAUUGCUGUAGGAAGCUGGUAAAUAACUCUCCCAAACCACUCGAGUCUUAAUCCCUACUUUUAAUAAUUAUUUGUCUGUCAAAAAGUGUCUGGACGGCCAAGAAUACAUAAAUAUUAGGUAUUUCAGCCUCCUCUCUUGGCACUGAUUUAUGAAAUCCCUCGUUCUAGUCUGUACAUGGAAUACAAGCCUGCAUACUUUAGGUACUCCAUGGUGUUGAGAUCCAUGGUCAAAGUAAUAAGACACAAGUGGACAUUUCCAUUUGCAUUAGGAUUGAUAGCAAUAACAUGUUUAGAUCCAGUAUAUUAUCCAUGCACGGUAAAUAACCCUAUUGGCAGAAUAUCUCUUAAGGUCUCCACUUGCUCCAUUCGAUGAAUGGAGACGUUUUUGUGUGUAACACAUUAUGCAUCAGUGUAUAGGGUGGUAAAGUGUGUCUGUUUAAAGACAGGGUUUGUUAAAACAUUAAUGUCUGCAGUUCUAACUGCCUAAAGCACAAGGUCCUUUGUAUGCUAAGAGUUUGUAGUUUAACAUUUUUCCUAAAUGUGACGUAACGAUAAAUGUGAUAAUACUGUAAUAAUCACUGUAGUCAUAUACGAGUUGUGUUUAUAAUCAUUCGAGCCGUUUUUUGUACUAACAAACUUUUAAACUUCCGUGGCAAAUGACAAAGAUGUUAAGAAAUGGCUCAAAUAACUAUAGUUUGAUAGUAAAUGUCAACAGAUAUUUUUUACGACGCAUUCAGAUAACCCAACACUCCAGUGUAAUUUGGUGACAGAAACACAGGAGCAAUUCAAUAAUGUAAAUGUUGUAUAGCAUAAUUAACACUGUAGCCUAUUAGUUAACAGACAUGGUUCUAUAAGCUGCAACACCAUGCGAGACUGUUGGGGUUUUUCUUUCUUUUGGUAUUUGCAUCUGCUGGAACAAACACUUAAAAUAACUGGAUUAUGGAAAGUCUCUCAUCGGGCUCUUUUUGGGUAAACUGCUGUUUUUUUUCUGUUUAAUCACUGCUGUCAUUUUGAAGCUAAACUGGAAUGGCCAAUGCCUCUCUACAGAUCUGUCUUCAUCAGAUCAUGUCAAGUCUUACAGGAUUUUUUUUUUUCUUUUAAACAUUUGUUGCACAAUCAUUUGUCUGUCUUGUUUUAAAUGUGUUGCUUUCAUGCAGGUUUUAUUUAUUUGUGACUAGCAGGUUUGGAGUGCAGUAAACUGGAUGUGGUUAUGCAAGUGCCUGGUGUGAGAACAUGAUGUGAGGCCCUUCCAAUGUGUGGCCAGCAUCUAUUUACUGAUAAUUAUUUAUAUCAACUCAUGUGUAACCAGUUUCAUCCAGUACAGCAGUGACAUCCCGUAGCUGCACUUGUUGACAAAGAUGAAGUCUGUUUCAUGUGGGCUCCCAUUGAACUGCAUGUUAACUCCACAGAGCUCCAUAAAGAAAGGAGCCUAAUAAUAAUAUAAUAACCUGGUUAUUCUCUCUUUUCUGCCUUGGCAUGAGACUACAUUCAGGCUGUGAUAACUUGACAAGAGAGUCAACUCAAAUAAAAAACACAGAGUGGAUACAGGGUUAUUAUGCAGCUGCUAUACACUGGGAGAUUGCUGAGUUCUUAUUUAAAGAGGGUUUAUUGCAUUAAGUGAGGGUAACACAUUUUCUUACAGUUUAAAACUGCUGUAUAAAUUAAUAAGUCAUUGUGAUGGUUCUGUAAAUAUACAAGGUUACAUCUUUGUAUCUGCUAUGUUUCUCUCUUCUGUAUAUUUGAGGCAAUUUUCUUUGGGUUUGCCAAUAAAUUCAUACGUUCCUCUA